Trematosphaeria pertusa is the source of this 1128-nucleotide messenger RNA. RefSeq lists its product as uncharacterized. The record is from RefSeq and is a predicted model, not a curated record. Bases 1 to 1128 code for a protein of 375 amino acids. The transcript has a single exon. Lineage: Eukaryota; Fungi; Ascomycota; Dothideomycetes; Pleosporales; Trematosphaeriaceae.
AUGUCCGCAUCCAAGUCAUUCCCUGGGGAACUUCUCUUCUCUGAGGAAGAUUAUUCCAAGUUCUGCAAGUGGCAGCACAGGCAAGGCCACUCCAUCGUACAGGGUCACAUCAUGCACGCGCUUGACUACUAUGCCUUCAUGGAGCACCUGAACGGGAAGGAAUGCAUCAAGGAGGUUGACCCGGUCCACGAGGUCUGCGGUAUGAAGGUCGCUACGGCAUGUGGCCACGCCAUCCAUCCGCUUGAUGGCAUGACGGAAGGCUACUGCCCGGUCUGCGAAAUGCGCAUCUACUUGACAUAUCUCAACGCUAUCGUCGACGCUUGGGAGGAAUGCGGCGGACCAUGGAAAACAGGUACCUUGGAAGAUAAGAAAGAGUGUCACGCUUUCCGCGGAGGAUGGCACAUGGCGCGCCUUGAACUCGAGCAGAUGAUGGCGUGCCACGUCGAAUCGGCUGAUGAGGAGGUAGAGUGGGAAAGGAAGCAUUCUGACCUUGCCCUUCAUGCACAGGACACUAACUCCGCUUCCAAAGCCGUGCGGCUGGCGCAAGAAGGAUGCAAGUACCCUGCGAAGCUUGCGACACCUGGAACGUACCCUUAUCAUCUCCGGCGCGAAAAUGCUCAGGCGAAGAAGAAGGUCAGCUUUUCACCCGAUACCAACUUCCGUCCCCGCCGCCAAAAGUCCCUGUACUCGCGCAGAAGUGAAUACUAUGAGGCUGGGCCGCACUCCUGCGAACCACCGGAAGCAGUGGUGGAUACGUCAGGUUGCACCCAGCCAUUGUGGAACCUUCGCCAGAUGAAGGUCUUGACUACCACUAGCCAAGAAGAGUUUGACUACUGGAAUGACCAUUCCCGGCGUGUGCCUGCUGGCAAAGAAAUUGCUGCUUUCCACCCCUUGUGGAAGGACAUCCGCAAAUUCUUCGCCAGCUGCAUUGUUCGGAGGGAUGCUGAGGUUAGGAAAGGCUUUGAGAAGAUGUGCGAGGAGGCGGAUCAGAUGGUCUUGUUGAUCAAGAACGGCGCCGUGGAGGAUGUGUUCCUGAUAUCGUCUCCGCAUGCUGAAGAGGAGGAUAGCCAGGAGACCGAGAGGGUCCUCCGUGGAGGUGGAUGGACGUCACUGAAGGACUGCUUGUAG